AUGCCCCAGCAAACAGCACGCGGUUGCAAGCACGCGCUCUCCAGCGAAAUUCAGUCUAGAAGCGCGCGCGAGCCAGCCAUCCUACUGCAGCCACCAGUAACGCGCUGCUCGCCUCACGGAUUUCUCCAAUACACGAAAUGCGUAAGGCCGCGUCUACACGUUUGGACUCAUUUCCGCCCCUGCUUCCCCUCAUUUCCGCCCCUGCUUCCCCUCAUUUCCGCCCCUGCUUCCCCUCCUUUCCCCCCACGCAUCCCCUCAUUUCCGCCCCUGCUUCCCCUCAUUUCCGCCCCUGCUUCCCCUCCUUUCCCCCCACGCAUCCCCUCAUUUCCGCCCCUGCUUCCCCUCAUUUCCGCCCCUGCUUCCCCUCCUUUCCCCCCACGCAUCCCCUCAUUUCCGCCCCUGCUUCCCCUCAUUUCCGCCCCUGCUUCCCCUCAUUUCCGCCCCUGCUUCCCCUCCUUUCCCCCCACGCAUCCCCUCAUUUCCGCCCCUGCUUCCCCUCAUUUCCGCCCCUGCUUCCCCUCCUUUCCCCCCACGCAUCCCCUCAUUUCCGCCCCUGCUUCCCCUCCUUUCCCCCCACGCAUCCCCUCAUUUCCGCCCCUGCUUCCCCUCCUUUCCCCCCUUGCUUCCCCUCCUUUCCCCCACUUAUUCCCCUCCUUUCCCCCACUGCUUCCCCUCCUUUCCCCCACUGCUUCCCCUCCUUUCCUCCACUUCUCUGCCUCGCCUUUCCCCCCCGUACUUCCCCUGCUUUCCCCCGCUGAUUCCCCUCCUUUCCUCUCCCCUCCUUCCCCCCGUUUCCCCCACUGCUUCCUCUCCUUUCCCCCACUGCUUCCCCUCCUUUUCCCCCCUCUCUGCAUCGCCUUUCCCCCCGUGCUUCCCCUCCUUUCCCCCCUCCUCCCCCCCGUUUCCACCACUGCAUCCCCUCCUUUCGCUCCCUUCCCUUGCUUACCCUCCCUCCCUCCCCCUACCUACUGUUUCCACUUUCCACCUCCAGUAUCGUACUACCACCCACGUUUCCCAGUAAUGCCCUCUCCGCAUCCCUUCUCACCCCCUCAUUUCCUCUCUGCAUCCCUUCUCACCCCCUCAUUUCCUCUCUGCAUCCCUUCUCACCCCAUCCUUUCCUCUCCGCAUCCCUUCUCACCCCAUCCUUUCCUCUCCGCAUCCCUCCUAACCCCAUCCUUUCCUCUCCGCAUCCCUCCACACCCCAUCCUUUCCUCUCCGCAUCCCUUCUCACCCCAUCCUUUCCUCUCCGCAUCCCUCCUCACCCCAUCCUUUCCUCUCUGCAUCCCUUCUCACCCCAUCCUUUCCUCUCCGCAUCCCUUCUCACCCCAUCCUUUCCUCUCCGCAUCCCUCCUCACCCCAUCCUUUCCUCUCCGCAUCCCUCCUCACCCCAUCCUUUCCUCUCCGCAUCCCUCCACACCCCAUCCUUUCCUCUCCGCAUCCCUUCUCACCCCAUCCUUUCCUCUCCGCAUCCCUCCUCACCCCAUCCUUUCCUCUCUGCAUCCCUUCUCACCCCAUCCUUUCCUCUCCGCAUCCCUUCUCACCCCAUCCUUUCCUCUCCGCAUCCCUCCUCACCCCAUCCUUUCCUCUCCGCAUCCCUCCUCACCCCAUCCUUUCCUCUCCGCAUCCCUCCACACCCCAUCCUUUCCUCUCCGCAUCCCUCCUCACCCCAUCCUUUCCUCUCCGCAUCCCUCCUCACCCCAUCCUUUCCUCUCUGCAUCCCUUCUCACCCCAUCCUUUCCUCUCCGCAUCCCUUCUCACCCCAUCCUUUCCUCUCCGCAUCCCUCCACACCCCAUCCUUUCCUCUCCGCAUCCCUCCUCACCCCAUCCUUUCCUCUCCGCAUCCCUCCUCACCCCAUCCUUUCCUCUCCGCAUCCCUUCUCACCCCAUCCUUUCCUCUCCGCAUCCCUCCUCACCCCAUCCUUUCCUCUCUGCAUCCCUUCUCACCCCAUCCUUUCCUCUCCGCAUCCCUUCUCACCCCAUCCUUUCCUCUCCGCAUCCCUCCUCACCCCAUCCUUUCCUCUCCGCAUCCCUCCUCACCCCAUCCUUUCCUCUCCGCAUCCCUCCACACCCCAUCCUUUCCUCUCCGCAUCCCUUCUCACCCCAUCCUUUCCUCUCCGCAUCCCUCCUCACCCCAUCCUUUCCUCUCUGCAUCCCUUCUCACCCCAUCCUUUCCUCUCCGCAUCCCUUCUCACCCCAUCCUUUCCUCUCCGCAUCCCUCCACACCCCAUCCUUUCCUCUCCGCAUCCCUCCACACCCCAUCCUUUCCUCUCCGCAUCCCUUCUCACCCCAUCCUUUCCUCUCCGCAUCCCUCCUCACCCCAUCCUUUCCUCUCCGCAUCCCUUCUCACCCCAUCCUUUCCUCUCCGCAUCCCUUCUCACCCCAUCCUUUCCUCUCCGCAUCCCUCCACACCCCAUCCUUUCCUCUCCGCAUCCCUCCUCACCCCAUCCUUUCCUCUCCGCAUCCCUCCUCACCCCAUCCUUUCCUCUCCGCAUCCCUCCUCACCCCAUCCUUUCCUCUCCGCAUCCCUCCUCACCCCAUCCUUUCCUCUCCGCAUCCCUCCACACUCCAUCUAUCCUCUCAGCAUCCUUUCUCUCCCCAUCCCUCCUUGCCACCAUCCCCUCAGGUUUUGUGGCGCUGUGUCCAGGAAAGGCGACCUGCUGCGUGCACUCUUUGCUUAGUUACUAG
Closterium sp. Yama58-4 is the source of this 2685-nucleotide messenger RNA. NCBI's taxonomy places the organism in Eukaryota, Viridiplantae, Streptophyta, Zygnematophyceae, Desmidiales, Closteriaceae. The record is from the annotation of a GenBank genome assembly.